CAGAAUACCAACUAGAACCAGCCAGCAUUUCAGCUCAUUUUCUGGCUGAAGUUUACUGGGAGGUAAUUCUUGUACUUAUUAUUAGGUACUUUUUUUAACCGUGUGCAUUGUCUCAUGACAAAACGACAGUAAAUUAAUUAACGAGUGUUUUCUUUAAUGAACGAGCAAUUUGAGAUUGUUUUACGAUUGAACAUUUGAGUUUCAUGGAGCUUGUGAACGGACUUUCCACCCCAAUUACGGCGGAGGAGGAAGCUACCGAAGGAACCUGCGGUACUGAUCACCGUGUGGCAACGAUUUCAUCAAAUGGCACUGAUGCUAACAGCGGUUUCUCAAUACUGUCGGAAUCACAGUGGGAGCUUAGGGAUCAGAUGGACAUGUCUUCAAAGCAACGGAAGCAAACCAACAGUGAGAUAUGUGGACAAGCAUCCCUUCAGAAUUGUCCCCUGGGGCGAGCUGUGUUAACCGACACUGGCAAGCGGCCGUACAAAUGUGAUACGUGCGACAAAUCAUUUAAUAAGGAGAGUGUUUUGAACAGACACAGAAAGAUUCACAGUAAUGAACGACCGCAUAAGUGCGAGUUAUGUGACAAUGAAUUCGUUCAAAAGCAGCACCUAAAGCGUCAUAUGGUAAGUCACGCUGGCGAGCGGGCGCACAAAUGCGAGAUAUGUGGCAAAGGAUUCGUCGAGAAGCGGUAUAUGAAACAACAUAUGGUAACUCACAUUGGCGAGCGACCGUAUAAAUGUGAUAUAUGUGACAAAUCAUUUAAACGUCAGAGUGCGCUAAUUUUACACACAAAGAAUCACAAUAAUGAGCAACCGAGUAAAUGUGAGAUAUGUGGCAAAGGAUUCGUUCGGAAGUCUUAUAUGGAGCAACAUGUGUUAACUCACACUGGCGAGCAGCUGCACAAAUGCGAGAUAUGUGGCAAAGGAUUCGUCGAGAAGCGGUAUAUGAAACAACAUAUGGUAACUCACAUUGGCGAGCGACCGUAUAAAUGUGAUAUAUGUGACAAAUCAUUUAAACGUCAGAGUGCGCUAACUUUACACACAAAGAAUCACAAUAAUGAGCAACCGAGUAAAUGUGAGAUAUGUGGCAAAGGAUUCGUUCGGAAGUCUUAUAUGGAGCAACAUGUGUUAACUCACACAGGCGAGCAGCCGCACAAAUGCGAGAUAUGUGGCAAAGGAUUUGUUCAGAAGUCCUUAAUAAAAAUACAUAUGGUAACUCACACUGGCGAGCGACCGUAUAAAUGUGAUAUAUGUGACAAAUCAUUUAAACAUCAGAGUUCGCUUAUUUCGCACACAAGGAAUCACAGUAAUGAACAACCGUAUAAUUGUGAGAUAUGUGGUAGAGGAUUCAUUAAGAAGUCGUUAAUGAAAAACCAUAUGAUAACUCACACUGGCGAGCGGCCGCACAAAUGCGAGAUAUGUGGCAAAGGAUUCGUCGAGAAGCGGUAUAUGAAACAACAUAUGGUAACUCACACUGGCGAGCGACCGUAUAAAUGUGAUAUAUGUGACAAAUCAUUUAAACAUCAGAGUGCGCUUAUUUCACACACAAGUUAUCACAGUAAUGAACAACCGUAUAAUUGUGAGAUAUGUGGUAGAGGAUUCAUUCAGAAGUCGUUAAUGAAAAACCAUAUGAUAACUCACACUGGCGAGCGGCCGCACAAAUGCGAGAUAUGUGGCAAAGGAUUCGUCGAGAAGCGGUAUAUGAAACAACAUAUGGUAACUCACAUUGGCGAGCGACCGUAUAAAUGUGCUAUAUGUGACAAAUCAUUUAAACAUCAGAGAGCGCUAAUUUGGCACACAAGGAAUCACAGUGAUGAACAACCGUAUAAUUGUGAGAUAUGUGGUAAAGGAUUUAUUCAGAAGUCGUUAAUGAAAAACCAUAUGAUAACUCACACUGGCGAGCGGCCGCACAAAUGCGAGAUAUGUGGCAAAGGAUUCGUUGAGAAGUCUCAUAAGAAACAACACAUGAUGACUCACACUAGCGAGCGACCGUAUAAAUGUGAUAUAUGUGAAAAAUCAUUUAACCGCCAGAGUAUCUUAAUUUCGCAUAUACAUAUACAUAGUAAUGAACGGUCGCAUAAGUGCGAGGUAUGUGGCAAAGAAUUUCUUCAGAAGCAUAACCUGAAGAAACAUGUGCUAAGCCACACUGGCGAGCGGCCGUAAAAAUGUGAUAUAUGUGGUAAAUCAUUUAGGCGAAGGAGUUCUUUGAACAGAUACAGAAAUGUUUACAGUAACGGAUAUGUAGCAAAUCGUAUACGAAAAUAAUGGAUUGAAUUUAAUAAUAAAAAUAUUGGCCGGAGACAAGUUUGUUAACUGUUUCAACAACGAAAAUAUUGCUCCUUUAUUAGUAAUUAUUUUAGUGAAAUUAACAGAGAAAACAAAAUAAAAAAUGUUUUGAACUACGGCUUUUUCAAUAAAUGGGUUUAAGUUCAAAGUAGAAUCACAGAGAACAGACGUCCAUCUUCAGCAUUCAACUUGUGUAAAAAUCUAACGGAUUCGAAGGUAGUUGGG
Molecule: messenger RNA, 2513 nt
Organism: Topomyia yanbarensis
Lineage: Eukaryota; Metazoa; Arthropoda; Insecta; Diptera; Culicidae
Product: gastrula zinc finger protein XlCGF8.2DB-like
Exons: 2
Coding region: 204-2165 (653 amino acids)
Biological process (GO): regulation of transcription by RNA polymerase II
Molecular function (GO): DNA-binding transcription factor activity, RNA polymerase II-specific; RNA polymerase II cis-regulatory region sequence-specific DNA binding
Source: RefSeq, a predicted model, not a curated record